AUGCUCGAAUGAAAACAAUUGUCAAAAAAUCUCUAAACUACAUCCAAUCUCGUACAUGUGUAGCAUUCUUCGAGAAUGCAACUGCCCCAAAUCGAGUACGGGUAUUUAAAGGCACCGGAUGUUGGUCAAACAUUGGAAUGAUAGGAGGGGUACAGGACCUGUCUUUGGGAAAUGGCUGUGAUGUGGUGAGAUCGCUUUAUUACAAAAUCUCAAGAAAAUGCUCAAGAAUCUUGCAGGUUGGCAUUGUUGCUCAUGAGUUUUCCCAUACCCUCGGAACAUUUCAUACACAAAUGCGAAGUGAUCGCGACGAUUAUGUUGCGAUUGAUUUGAGGAAUGUACCGGUAGAUCAGCGCGGAAACUUCGCAAAGCUUUCCACAUUCAACUCCAUCAAUUAUACACCUUACGAGUAUGGCAGCUAUAUGCACUACGGAUCCAAUACGUAUGAAACUCUUUUAAAUCGACCGGCUGGUUGCGGUGAGGCAUUAGUGGCAACCACGAAAUGGAAGGCACCAGCUGGAAGACCAAUCCAAGUUCGUGUCACUUAUAUGAAUGAACUGAAAUGUGGCACCGGUUGCAGAGUGAAUUCCAUUGAACCUAAGGUCAUACCCGAUAAGAGAAUCACCAAUCCUAGGUAUAACUUUCCCUCCAGUAUUUCCUCAUUUAAAGGGAUUUGUUGCAAUGACAUGUUGAACUACGCACCAGCUGGAAGACCAAUCCAGGUUCGUGUCACUUAUAUGAAUGAACUGAAAUGUGGCACCGGUUGCAGAGUGAACUCCAUUGAACCUAAAGUCAUACCCGACAAGAGAAUCACCAACCCUAGGAUUUGUUGCAAUGACAUGAUGAAUUACGUUGUCACCAGCGCACUCAAUCCUACACCAAUAAUUUCUUACAACAGACUUCUCACGACAACAUUCACAUUUCAUUACAGAUAUAUAUAAUC
Strongylus vulgaris is the source of this 940-nucleotide messenger RNA. The record is from the annotation of a GenBank genome assembly. NCBI's taxonomy places the organism in Eukaryota, Metazoa, Nematoda, Chromadorea, Rhabditida, Strongylidae.